AUGCUGCAUGAGUUUCAAAUUCUUGGAAAAAACAUGACAAUAUUCUUAGCCGUUCUUGCUGAUGUUCAAUUUUUGGAGGAAAUUACUUUAGAGAGAAUAUUCGCCACUUAUUUCAUUGCUGACUAUGAGCAGCGAAAGCGUCCACAAAUUUCUUUUCUAAUCUUACUCAUUGUCAUCAUUUUAAACAUCAGUGCUGCAAUUUUCACGUUAUUUGCUUUUGCUUUUGACAUUGUGACAACAAUUUGCAUCGCCUCACCUGCUUAUAUUGUCAUGGCUUUGGUAACAAUAUAUGGCUACAAGAAAUUGCAUGAUUACAAUGAGAAAUUGCGCACACAUUUGUCGAAAGAUCACUGCGGAAUCGAGUACAAUUUGUCGCUUCGUUUUCAAGUUGACGAGAAUUUGAGGGCACUCAAGCUCCUGCACACUCUCCUCAUCACUCUCUCAUUUCUCAAUUGUCUCGGUGCGAUUUUUGGUGUGAUCACUUUUGCAAUCUUUGACCAAACAUCAAUCCCCGCACAGAUUUUGGGAUCUCUCUUCGAGCUAUGGAUUGUCUUAUAUACACUUUUCUUUCUUUUCACUGUUUUAUAUUCUGUUGAUGAAUGGCGUCAUCAUUAUGUCGAUAUUUGGAGAAAUAUUUUCGGUCUUCAGCCAAUCGAGAUUCGUCCUGAGAAACGAUCGAGAGACUCUGAAACAACUUUAUACUUUGAUUAUUAUAAACAAAAUUGG
Messenger RNA from Mesorhabditis belari, 726 nucleotides. The record is from the annotation of a GenBank genome assembly. NCBI's taxonomy places the organism in Eukaryota, Metazoa, Nematoda, Chromadorea, Rhabditida, Rhabditidae.